AUGACGGAAUAUAACAAUAACUCUCCUGCUACCACAACCUCUCGCGUCACCAAACGCACGUCGAGACCCUAUCACCUUGACUACGCUUCGUCCUUUGACGAAGCCGAAGAGAGUGAUAGUUAUACGUCAAGGAGGUCAAGACGGUUAUCAGAAAGCAACCAUAGAAGAAUUGGUUCCACAUAUGGACUUUCUUACGUUUCGAACAGAAGAAUGGAAAGAAUGGAGGUAAAAGAAGACGAGUCCAAUGGGUUGCCUUCUCGGAGAAGAUAUACACGUAAAUGGGAGACCGACGACGAACAGUUGAAACCAAACCACCGAAGUUCGAUGCCAAUAAUGUCACAGCAACAACAUUCACCACAGCAUUCCCCGGUUAAUAUUUAUCCUGAUGAGGCCGUAACAACCAGGUCCCUCUUAUACAAUCUUGGUAAGGAACGUACAAAACGACGUGAAAUACAAAAUGCUUACGAUACAACGGUGCAAACGUUGAAAGAAUUACAACAAAAUCAUCAAGAUGAUUUAGUCGCACUUGAAAGUGACAUACAAACCCUUCAAGAUGCAUUGGUAAAGGAGGCCAAGGCUAACAUACAAUUAAAUAAACUUUUACGCGAAUCCACUUCAAAAUUUACGGAAGAGAUGCAAAAUUGGGCAAAUAAAGUUGUUUUAAUGGAGGAACAAGGAAAAGAAUUACAACAGACAUUUCAGGAAACGAUGGUACAAUUAGAAAAAGAGGAGGAAGAAAUUAUUAGAUUGAGGAAAGAGAAUCAAUCAUUACGCGAUCAAUUGGCAGGUCGAGCUAUCGAACCCGCAAAUUUGAAUCGUAGGAAUCUUGAGGAUGUUCGAAAAGUAGGCUCGAUGGAGGAUAGGGAUGAUGUAUCGGUUUCUGCUGAAUCCAAGCAAGAAUGCAUUUCCGAUAAUGAAUCCGUUGCCAAUUAUUCAAAGUUGACGGAAUUAAACGAUCGAAUCAUGGAGUUGGAGAACGAAUUAAUCACCUCCAAAGAAAAUACUCAAAAGGUCGAAUCCUCCUUUCAACAAUUAGAAACAGAUAAAGCUUCUACCAUAAAACAAUUGGAAGAAAAACAUUUAAAAGCGGUUAGCCUUUUACGUGCGACCCUUAAACAAAAACAAAUUAAGAUUGAAGAAUUGGAAAAAGAAUUACGCAAAGCAAAGUAUAAUGAAAAUGAGAGAAAGGAAAAAUUUAUACAUAUAAAGCCUAUUUCACAUAAACCUUCUCAACAAUUCUCAUCACCACCAUCACCUAAACUACAACAACAUCAUCAACCGUUAGAACAGGAUGAAGAAGAGGAUCUUCAACCGGUGAACGAUGAUUGGCGCAAUCAUCAUCGUCCCGGUCAAAUGAAACGUAGGUCCAUCAUUUCUGAGAACUUUCCCACGAAAGAACGAAAAAAUUCCUUAACUAGCACAAAUAGCGGAAGUAUUGAAGGGACCAGUGUAACGGGCGGAAGCCUAGAAGACAAAGGGAGCAAUGGAAGCGAAGAAGUCGCUAGCGUGCAGGACUCGAACGCUUUAGGAAGACAACAACAUCAUCAACUUAACAAAGAUAAUGAAGUAGUCGCGGAAGAGGACGACGAUAUUCUGGAUGCGAUUCUUUCGGAUCGAGAAGAUCGUUCCUUGCCACUCAUUGGUCAUUAUUCAGCCGCAGAAUAUACAGAAGAUGAAGAUUUUGAUUUUGACCUUGACCUUGACUACAGAAGACCGAGCUACGUGGGUAGAAUUGGUGGAAAUAAAAUCGAGGUUAAUUCAAUGGUGAUGGCAUUAAAUCAGAUCGCUUCAGGUGGAAGGAGAGGUCGAUCUGUAGAUGAUGGGAUUCCAUAG
Messenger RNA from Funneliformis mosseae, 1833 nucleotides. The record is from the annotation of a GenBank genome assembly. NCBI's taxonomy places the organism in Eukaryota, Fungi, Glomeromycota, Glomeromycetes, Glomerales, Glomeraceae.